UUAUCCCUCUCUCCUAGAAAACGAAUCUUCAAACAGAAACAUCGUCAAGUUCCUUUCUGAGUUUCUUAUAGAUUAUAUUAUAGAUAGAUACAUUAGAAUAAGAAAGGUGUGAAUCAUAUUAUUAUUAUAGAUUAUUCUUAGGUACAUACAUACAUGAAUAAAGUCAUAUACACACAGCUACUACCAACCAACCCACAUGUUUUUUUCUCUACGAUUUUAUAAUAUAUAAAACUCAGAAUCAUAAAGAUAAAGAUAGUUAAUUAUCACAACAAGAAGGGGAAAAAUGGAUUCUAGAAAGUUUCAAAUUCAAGCAAUUUCGGACCCUAACUCGUCAUCAACUGACGUUUAUCAUCUUGCUUUGGAUAUUGGAGGAUCUCUUUGCAAACUAGUAUACUUCACAAAAGACGAUGAUCAUUUUGUGGACGGUGAGGCGGAGAUAUCUUCUAGAAAUACUUCAGAGAAAUCCAAAGGCAAUAGGGACCAUCCUGUUCUUAAAGGAAGGCUCAAUUUCAAGAAGUUUGAAACAAGCAAGAUAAAUGAUUGUAUAGAUUUUAUCAAGACCAUGAAACUUCAUCUUGGAGGUGUUCAGCAGCAAGAAAAUCCAGGAAAUCAACCAAUAUCUAUUAAGGCCACAGGUGGUGGACCAUACAAGUAUGCAGACUUAUUCAAGGAAAGGCUAGGGAUAACUCUUGACAAGGAAGAUGAAAUGGAUUGUCUUGUCGCAGGAGCAAAUUUUCUUCUCGAGGUAGUUGACCGAGAAGCCUUUACCUAUAUGGGUGAUCAAAGACAAUUUAUGCAGAUUGACCAAAAUGACCUGUAUCCCUAUCUGCUCGUUAAUAUUGGUUCUGGUGUUGGCAUGAUAAAGGUAGAAGGAGAUGGAAAGUUUGAGCGAGUUAGUGGAACGAGUAUAGGUGGAGGCACCUUCUGGGGUUUAGGAAAGCUUUUAACUAAGUGCAAGAGUUUUGAUGAGUUGCUGGAAUUAAGUUAUCAGGGCAACAACAGAGCGGUAGAUAUGCUCGUCGGAGAUAUUUAUGGUGGAACGGACUAUUCAAAGAUUGGUCUUUCAUCAACAGCAAUAGCCUCUAGUUUUGGAAAGGCAAUGUCUGAUAAUAAGGACCGUGAAGAUUACAAACCCGAAGAUAUUGCUCGUUCUCUUCUAAGAAUGAUCUCAAAUAAUAUUGGACAGAUCUCUUACUUAAAUGCCCUUCGAUUUGGGCUGAAGAGGAUUUUCUUUGGUGGGUUUUUUAUUCGGAGGCAUCCUUUUACCAUGGAUACACUAUCUGUUGCUGUUAAUUUCUGGUCUAAAGGUGAAGCGAAAGCAAUGUUCUUACGGCAUGAAGGAUUUCUUGGAGCAGUAGGGGCGUUCAUGAGUUCUGAUAAACAUGGCCUCAAGGAGUUAUUGGUCAAACAAGAUGCCCAACAAAGUCCCACCAAGUUAUCCUUUGCUGUUAAUAAAUUGCAAGGUCCACUCGACGGAGAGUUAAACGGAGAUGAAAGUAUAGAGUGUAGUGUCUAUGCGGCUUAGACGAAGCAAUCGGUUGUUUCUUCACGAAGCAAUCAGUUGUUUCUUCAUGAUUUGUAGUUGUAACUGAAUUUGAUAGUUGAUAGUAAUAACUUUAGUAUCGUGUGAUCGGAUUGAAUUAAAUUUAAAAAGAAUAGAGAAAAUUAGAAUGUACACUCAUAAGUACAUGUUUUUGCUUCA
Lathyrus oleraceus (garden pea) is the source of this 1702-nucleotide messenger RNA. RefSeq names its product pantothenate kinase 1. Gene Ontology annotation, biological process: coenzyme A biosynthetic process. The transcript is spliced from 10 exons. The coding region runs from base 284 to 1525 and encodes 413 amino acids. Gene Ontology annotation, cellular component: cytosol; nucleus. Lineage: Eukaryota; Viridiplantae; Streptophyta; Magnoliopsida; Fabales; Fabaceae. Gene Ontology annotation, molecular function: pantothenate kinase activity; ATP binding. The record is from RefSeq and is a predicted model, not a curated record.